Messenger RNA from Fragaria vesca subsp. vesca, 1150 nucleotides. RefSeq lists its product as uncharacterized. Lineage: Eukaryota; Viridiplantae; Streptophyta; Magnoliopsida; Rosales; Rosaceae. The transcript has 4 exons. The record is from RefSeq and is a predicted model, not a curated record. Bases 48 to 548 code for a protein of 166 amino acids.
CUCUUACCACAGCUAAUAGUGGUGCUGCCAGGACUGAGGAUUGAAGAAUGGACGAUAGCAUGAAGCAAUUCCAGAAAAUCUUAAUUGAGCACGAGACUCAAGCUGAGCAACUCUUUCUAGCUAAACACCAGCUGGUUGAAAAUGAUAGGGUGAGGAACGGGAACAGAGAAGCGCUUACAUCUUUGAGGAAGAUAGCUCGAACAACAAAAACUAGUGUUCCAUCUCCUUUUGAGUCGAUGAUGAAGGAGAUUGGGGGAGCUCAAUCAAGACCCCUGGUGAAGGAGGUAUGCCCCACCUGUGGCAACCAUGACUCAAAUGAGCGCACAUGGAUGAUGUUCCCUGGAACUGAUGUCUUUGCUAGGAUUCCAUUUCAUGCUGCCCAUACCAUCUUGGAGAAAGAUCAAGAACAGCUCGACUUUGAUUCCAGAAGGCUACAAAGCACUAUGAAGGAGAAAUCUCUUGUGCUUUCAGAAACAGGUGCCCUUGCUGACAAGAUCUGUCCUGGUGUGCUGAAAUCCUUGGUAACCCUGACAGACAAACCUAAGUGAGUUCGCUCAGCUUGAUGCAAUAAUAUUCACUUUCAGUUUACCCUCAUCCACUCCAAUUGCACCACGAAAGGAACAAAAAACUCCUCCUCAACAGCAUGAGUUGCACAGCUUGUGUAGAUUAAUGUUGUAAUUUUUCAAGUCUUUGCUAAUCCUACUGCACCUAAUGUCAGCAUUCACCAUAGAUUAUAACGGAAAUGGUAGAUACUGUCAUGUACUUGGCAUAUGUGGCGGUUUGAAAGCUUUGCGUACCUCAAUUGAGUUUUGACGCUUUGGCAUUGGAAUAUUAGAUGUUAUGUCCGGUUCGCCACUUAGAUAUCAAUGAAAACUCCAUGGUUCCCAAAUAGCACUGGAGUUCAUAUGCAUGUUUUUCAUGAUUGAUGCACAAUAGUAUUGUGCAUCCUGUUAUCUUUUGGGGUUGUUUGUCCUCUGAGUGAUAAGUUCACUAUCCCCCUCACCAAGAAAGAUUGGUGUCCAGGUUAGGGGAAGUGUCAGGUUAGGGGACCAUUUUGUUUCUUGAUUUUCCAGGGACCAUUUGGUCCAUUUUGCUUCAUAUAUGUUCAUUGGCUUUGUGGAAGUUUCGUGGGCACUGUCAUAGUAUUGAA